GUUUCAAGCUACUUGUCCAAAAAGUUUGCUGAACUGCAGAGCCCCAACAAGUUCAAGGUGUACAUGGGCCAUGGUGGGAAGCCCUGGGUGUCUGACUUCAACCAUCCCCAUUACCAGGCUGGGAGAAGAGCCCUGAAAACAGUGUUUGGCAUUGAACCUGACUUGACCAGGGAAGGAGGCAGUAUUCCUGUGACCCUGACCUUUCAGGAGGCCACAGGCAAAAAUGUCAUGCUGUUGCCCGUGGGGUCAGCAGAUGAUGGGGCCCACUCCCAGAAUGAAAAGCUCAACAGGCACAACUACAUAGAAGGGACCAAGAUGCUGGCAGCUUACCUGUAUGAGGUGUCUCAGCUGAAGAACUGAGAAGUCUCGUUUUCUAC
Alexandromys fortis (reed vole) is the source of this 377-nucleotide messenger RNA. RefSeq names its product cytosolic non-specific dipeptidase-like. Gene Ontology annotation, biological process: proteolysis. The annotation marks the transcript as partial. The record is from RefSeq and is a predicted model, not a curated record. NCBI's taxonomy places the organism in Eukaryota, Metazoa, Chordata, Mammalia, Rodentia, Cricetidae. Gene Ontology annotation, molecular function: dipeptidase activity. The transcript has 3 exons. Gene Ontology annotation, cellular component: cytosol.